Messenger RNA from Lactuca saligna, 498 nucleotides. The record is from the annotation of a GenBank genome assembly. NCBI's taxonomy places the organism in Eukaryota, Viridiplantae, Streptophyta, Magnoliopsida, Asterales, Asteraceae.
AUGAACGCCUUACUCUCUAACAUAAUCGAGACUCAUAACCCUCUGAUCAUGUUGAUUGUAAAGAAAUGUUUGGAUGAGAAACUUAGGCAUGUGUUCGCAAUGCUGAACAGACUUGAGGAUGUUUUGGAGUCAAGCUCACUUCCGAAACAAGGGGGAGAAUCUAUGAAGCAAUCCAAGAAGGAAAACCUGAAACAAACUAUGAAGCCAACAGUCGAGCUAAAGGCAGAAAAUGAAUCGAAUGAUAAUGUAGCUUUGGAUUUGAAAGGAAAGGAAAAGCUCAAUGAUGAAAGGGUCAUUGAUGACAACAAAGAAGAAGAACCCUAUGAGCAUGAGUUAAAAAGAAGGAAGGCUUGUGAAGAUCAAAUGGAUGAACAUAAUCAGAUUGUGAGAGAAGUGGAAGAAAAGAGAGAGUUGAAUGCAAAGCUCAAGUCACAUAGGAAAGCCAAAAGCUUUUAUUUUCAUUGUGGACUUUGGAGCGAAUUACGAGCGAAGCUGUAG